UAAUUCUGUUUCUACCUUGAUUUUGUUAUUAUCCUUUGAUUUCUUGAGAAAGAUAAAGGAUCAAUUUUAUUUUAUUUCGUUUGUGAUGUUGAGGAUUUUCUUUUGUUUGAUCAGCCUUUCUUCGUGCUCGAUCUGUUGAUUCGUCGCAUCAAUUCCUGGUCGAUUUGAUUUUUUGAAUUUUUUACAUCGGAUUCAAAUUUGGGGAUCUAGGGUUAGGUUUUUUUAUUCAUAAAAUCGUAAUUAAAUCAUUUUAGGUCACGAUUUCCAGAAGAAAACGAAAAGAUUUUAUCUGAUUUUUUGAAUCCGACUGUCGAUUGAUUGCAAUUAGCUCAAAUCAAAACAUCUUUUGCUCGAUUUUACCAAGACUUCUCCGAGUUAAAUAUGGUGCAAAAAAGACCAUACGGUGAAGAAAAGUUGUAUGAGGUUUCGUCCAAGCAACCAAGACAUGUAGAACCAAGUGGUCAGCUAGUUUCCUUUUCGGAGUUUCCGUGUGAAUCAAUGCCUCCUAACUCUUACACUUCAGAUAGUUGCGAUGUGGCUGAAGUUCCUGUUUCUUCUGAGAAAGCAGUUGAAAUGGGCGUUCAUGGCUCUGCUUCAAAUUCUUAUUGGACCACUAGUAGCACCAGCGAAGAAGACAUCAGGUUCGAGGCACCUUUUCGCGUAUUGACGGCUUCCGAAUAUUACAAUAUUGAUCCUCCAUUCAGAGUUGUUAUACAUCCAAUGGAGGUCUAUUCCCCCCUUUUGAACAAUCCUCCUCGAAAGUUGGUACCCAUUGGACCAGAUUUCCAAGCCGAAUUACCAGAAUGGAGUGCAUAUGAUAGCAAAAAUAUGUCCAUGAAGGAGAGCACUCAAGAAAGACCAAAUCUUCCAUCUCAAGCUCUAGAAUCCGAUUUUGUGGAUCAUCGUGAUGAAGAAAAUAAACUUGCUGGGACAUGUACCAUUCCAAUGCCUAAAUUGGAAUUACCUGCAGACCAUGAGGAGAACAUUGGAGCAGGAAAAAUUGGGUGCUCCUGUGAAGAUGCUGGUUCCUUUGGAUGUGUUCGACUGCACAUCAUGGAAGCAAGGGAGAAACUUAAGGAUGCCCUAGGCGAGGAAACAUUCGUUAGAUUGGGUGUUUAUGAUAUGGGAGAGGUAGUGGCAGAGAAAUGGAGUGAAGAGGAAGAGGAAUUAUUUCAUGAAGUUGUAUUUUCCAAUCCUGCAGCACUAGGCAGGAAUUUCUGGAACCACCUUGCUGUUGAAUUUCCUUCACGAAGCAGGAGAGAUCUCGUUAGCUAUUAUUUUAAUGUCUUUAUUUUGCGGAAGCGUGCCAAGCAGAACAGGUUUGAUCCAUUAAAUAUAGACAGUGAUAAUGAUGAAUGGCAGGAGAUCGAUGACGAUGUUGUUGCUACGGGAGCUCAAAUGACAGAUGAAGAUGAGGAUUCUGUGGUUGAGUCUCCAAUAUAUCAAAAUUAUUCUGGUCACAAUGAGAUAUAUGUGAAUGAAAAACAAGCAUAUGAUGAGGAAGCUGGUGUUGCAACCUUGGAAGAUAAUCAGACUAUAAACUCUUGCAGUAAGAAGGUCUUGAGUGAUGUGUCAGAAGCAUGUCCCGAUGAAUUAAUUGAUAAUAACAGCAAUUGUGGACACGAUAUUCAGUCUCUAGACAGACACCAUUCAAAUGAAGAGGCUGACCAUGAUGUCGAAGAUAAUUCUUGUACCACUGAUGCAGCUGGGGCUUCUUCAGAACCACCACAGGUAAAAACUGAUAAUUGUAAACACUGGGCAAGUCAUUAUGCUGGUGUUGGCAUUGGCAGUGGGCAUGAUUUUGUGAUGGAGCCGUCUAAUGGUAAAGAAUGGGACAUGGGGUACUUAAGCUGUGCUAAAAAUGAAGUUGAUUUGUUACCAACCUGCACUAUGAUUGAGGAAGUGUUUGGAGAUGAAGCCUGGAGUUCCAAGAACAGAGAUGGUCACAGUUUAGGCAAGCAUUGAUGUAUUCACCAACCUGUUGCAUAUGAUACCGGUUUAUUUUUGCAGUUGGAUCAUCCAUGGAAUGCUUCUUGCAGAAGUGGAGUCCAUUUUUACUUGUAUAUUUUUAGUGGUGAAAGUAGAGAGCAUGUCUGAAAUGAAAUUUGAGAUUUUCGUCCUUGCUCUCCGGUGUCCGUAGAAAAGCUGUUUUGGGGUAGGCGCUCUAGGAUUGAUUUAUAUGUAAAGUUAAUUUUAUGGCCGAGUUGAGCCAUAUUUCGAGAAAUGAAAAAAAUAUAUCUUUUAAA
Solanum dulcamara is the source of this 2246-nucleotide messenger RNA. RefSeq lists its product as uncharacterized. NCBI's taxonomy places the organism in Eukaryota, Viridiplantae, Streptophyta, Magnoliopsida, Solanales, Solanaceae. Bases 382 to 1965 code for a protein of 527 amino acids. The record is from RefSeq and is a predicted model, not a curated record. The transcript is spliced from 3 exons.